Molecule: messenger RNA, 333 nt
Organism: Aspergillus tanneri
Lineage: Eukaryota; Fungi; Ascomycota; Eurotiomycetes; Eurotiales; Aspergillaceae
Gene: TRX3
Product: thioredoxin family protein
Exons: 2
Coding region: 1-333 (110 amino acids)
Molecular function (GO): protein-disulfide reductase activity
Source: RefSeq, a predicted model, not a curated record
AUGUCUGUUAUUGCUCUCAACAGCCUCUCCGAAUUUCGAAGUUUAAUAAAUUCAGGCUACACUGUCAUAAUCGACUUCUGGGCUACAUGGUGUGGCCCCUGCCGAAUCAUCAGUCCAGUGUUUGAAAGCCUUGCCACAAUCCCCGAAUUCAGUGACAUCAAGUUCGUCAAGGUCGAUGUCGACGAACAGACGGAAAUUGCUGAAGACGUCGGAAUCAGAGCCAUGCCAACCUUCAUUGUUUUUAAAGAUGGUGUUAAAAUGGACGAGUUAGUGGGUGCUGAUCACAAUAGCCUGCGAACGCUUAUUUCGCGCAAUGUACCAGCUAGAUCUUGA